Messenger RNA from Protopolystoma xenopodis, 492 nucleotides. Lineage: Eukaryota; Metazoa; Platyhelminthes; Monogenea; Polystomatidea; Polystomatidae. The record is from the annotation of a GenBank genome assembly.
AUGCGCUUGCCCAGUCUGAAUAGGCAAGGAGGGAAAGCUGGUUCACGGCGACCUCCGUGGGCUGACGCCGAUGAGCAGGAGGACGAGGAGACAGCGCUAGCCAAGAUUAAACGAAACCUUGUGUUUCAGCGUGAGUUACGAUUCAUCCGCCUCAGCCUUGUCUUGGCGGGAAGUGUAGUGCUUUCUCGUCUGCCCAGUGCAGUGCUCACCAUAGUGCGUCUGGAAGACGGGGUCUCUGCGAAUUGGCGUCCUAAUGGUAUGUCACACCCGCAUCUCUGGCCGUUCGUUCUCAUCUGCCAGAUCCUUGACUUCAUGAUGCCAGUUCUGCGGCCGAUUGCCUAUGCCGCCACAUGUCGUGAGUACAUUCGUACUGUCGUCAGCCUUGUUUCCUGUCGACCGGUGGAAAAGAAUAAUUUUUAUUUGGUCGAUUUCAUGGAGGCACAAGGCUACGAAGAAAUGAAAGAGCGUAAAGCUUUGAUGCUUGACAGCUGA